AUGUCGGCGUUUAAAUCUGCUAGGCCACUAUUGCGGCUGACAUGCCACAUAUCUCGAGCGCCGACGCUACCAAAAUAUCGUUGCCUUCCUAAUCAGCUGCGUAGCUUUUCCGAGACGCGUGCACAACGUGUACCACAAAGAAGAGCGCCAAGGCCUUCCAAUGAACAAUCACACGUACCGCAAAACACACCGGAAAUAUCAGAGAAUCUUGUAAAGGAAUACUCCAAAGUUCGCACCGAUGAAGGCAAUCAUUCUCCAGCACCAGAGCUAGAUCAAGAUGCGAUCCUAGAGCAACUCAAACACAUCAAAGUUCGAUACCUACGGCCGGCAAUAUGGGCCAUAUUUGUAUCAAGUGGGAUCUUUGUCGGCCUUUCCUAUUUGGAAGCUAAGAGAGAGAUCAAAGACCAGUCUAUAUCUGCUGGAGGAUGGCUUCCGAAGCCGCAAUGGGCCCUUCCUCGGCGCACUGCACCAACACCAACUGAAGUUGCUACUGGAGCGUGGAACAGCUUGGAUCCUAUCUCAAGAAUCACAUAUGGAAUCAUUGGAGCCAACAGCGGGAUUUACCUGAGCAGCUUUAUCAUGCCACAGACAUGGGAUACGCUCUGGCAUCUCCCUAUCCGCAAUGUUAAUUACACCCAGUUUACGUCCAUGUUUGUACAUUCUGGAGCGUUGCAUUUCUUUGUAAACAUGUACUUCUUGAACAACUUUAUGAAACCAGUUGGAUACUCACGCCUAUUCGAGGGUAGCCCAUACCAUACCUUGUCUUUCUUCUUAUCAGCCGGUGUGCUGUCUGGUUUCGCGCAGCAUUGGUCGACUUUGAUACCCAUUCAGAAACGACCCAUCCCCGAGAUUUUCAUUCGCUGUGGAGGAGCAUCGGGUGCGCUCUUUGGUAUCCUCGGUAUCUUCUGCAUGCAGUACCCACACGCUGGACUGGGAAUUUUGUUUGUACCUGUGCAUUUUGAGGCUCAACAUGUGCUGCCUGCCAUUAUGCUUUUUGAUUUUAUCGGUAUGAUUCGCGGAUACAGCUUUGUCAAUUUUGGACAUGCAGCUCAUUUUGCAGGUGGGCUUCUGGGCGUGGCGUAUUCUCAGCUCGAUGGGAAAACAAACAUCUGGAAGCCACUUGUGCGAUAUUGGAAGCGUCAAUUACAACAACGGUCCUGA
This is a messenger RNA of Bipolaris maydis ATCC 48331, 1161 nucleotides long. RefSeq lists its product as uncharacterized. Gene Ontology annotation, cellular component: membrane. NCBI's taxonomy places the organism in Eukaryota, Fungi, Ascomycota, Dothideomycetes, Pleosporales, Pleosporaceae. Gene Ontology annotation, molecular function: serine-type endopeptidase activity. The record is from RefSeq and is a predicted model, not a curated record.